This is a messenger RNA of Leptosomus discolor (cuckoo roller), 722 nucleotides long. The record is from RefSeq and is a predicted model, not a curated record. NCBI's taxonomy places the organism in Eukaryota, Metazoa, Chordata, Aves, Leptosomiformes, Leptosomidae.
GCUUCACGAGAGUCCGGAAGAAGAGCCGCACAUCCUGUUGGAGUGCGACGGCGGCGUGCUGGACGCCUUACAAAAACAUCUGAAACUGUACAAGAUCCGGAGGAAAGUAAACAUCACCCCUUGCCUUGACCUCUCUUUGUGGGCCAUCCUCCCCGGGGAGGUGGCUGGAGACACUACCAGUUCCCUCACUCAACGUGCAGACCAGGCUUUGGUGUUAACUCCUGACCCCAGAACCGAAGUCAUGGGCUGGAGACUGAUUACAAAGAAGGGAGCAAAUCUGUCGGAGAUUAUCCCCGGGAGUCAUCUUGGAAACAUUCAGGAUUACCACAGGCACAGGUAUAAACAAGGAGUUCCCGAAGGUGUGAAGGAUCUCCCUCCUGGAGUCGCCCUCCCUCUGGAAUCAAACCUGGCCUACAUGAAUGGCAUCAGCUUCACCAAAGGCUGCUACAUUGGACAGGAGUUGACAGCCAGGACCCACCACAUGGGUAAAAAAAAACUGCCAGUCCACUUCUCAGCUCCUCUUCCCGAGGAUGGCAUUCCCGAGGGUGCCGAGAUCUUCACCGAAUCGGGAAAGUCGGCCGGCAAGUUCCGGGCUGGAGGAGGUGAACUCGGUAUAGCUUUGCUGAGGUUAGCUACUAUAAAUGAACCACUCUGCCUCAGUAGAGCGGGCGAUAAAGUGAAGCUCACUGCAAAUAUACCCGAGUGGUGGCCAAAACCUGCUG